AAUGUCAAUUUUUUGUUAUGUCAAACAUGGAGUUUUCUUUUAUAUUGUGAUUUGUUUUAUUUUCGAGGACAAACCUUAGACAAACACAUGUUUCAAGUACCAUAUAUGACUACAUCGUAAUCUGCCCAUUGGACAUCACGAGUUUACAACCUAUUUAUAAUUGAUCAAUCCCAUGGCAGAAUCUUCCAAUCAAGGGUCGAAUAUAGUUAUCGAAGAAAAAAAUAAUUUUCGUCCUAACGAAGCAGAAGAAUGUCGAAUUUGUUUAAGCAAUUUCGGAGAUUUACCUAUUUACGGAGACGAAAUCAGCCCAGAUGUCUCCCUGGAAGUGAUGACUUUUGGAGUAAUACAGGUGGAUCCUCUCGAUCCAUUUCCAAAGUUUAUGUGUGAAGACUGUUUCAGGUUGUUAGAAAGUGCGAUAUCUUUCCGAAAACUAGCUAAACGAUCCGAUAGAAUACUAAAACGUCAAAAAUGGAGGAGGAAGCGAAAGAAAUCUGGUGAUAAAACAGACAAAAGCAAAGCAUUUAAAAUGAAGUCUGAUGAUGGAGAUAUUCGAGAAAUAAAUUCUCAAAACAUAAACUUUGUGGCCCUUCCUGAAAAUGCCAAUGCAGAGGAGUCUUAUGGUGAAGAUGAUUCCAUCCCAUUAAGCCAUUUAGUACCCAACAGCAACACUAUGUAUGUUGAGAGUGUAACAUUUGAUAAAGCCACAUUCAGUGGUACAACUUAUGAUAAUGAUGAAGCACAUGUCAAAAAAGCUCAAAUAAAUAAUUUUUAUGUAACUGAAGUACAAGACGAUACAGCUUAUAACAAUGAAGGCCAAAGCAAUAUAGCCUAUAUAAAUGAAUUUGAAAAUUAUGUGGACUUUAAAAAUGAGACCGAGGUUAAUAAUGUAGCCUAUCACAUUGAUGUCCAAAGUGAUGUAAUAUAUCAUAUUGAUAAUCCUAACAACCAAGCUCUUCAACAUGAUUCUGAAAAUAAUGAGACACUAAGCAAAAAAGCAAAUGAUCAGGUUGUAGAACAUGAAGAUGUAGAAGUACUUAAAGAUAUUGACAAAGAGGUGCUUGGGAGUAAUGAGAAAGCAAUAACUGUGAGUGAAGACAAAGGAAUACUUAGUGGUGAUUGCAUAGAAGUACUUGAAAGCACUGGAAUUGAUGAUAAUGACAGUGAUGCAAUGAUGCUGAUUGUGUCUGAUGAUAAAAGUAAGCCAGACAGUUACAGCUGCAAACUAUGCAACUUGAUUUUUCCAAGUUCAGAAGAAUAUGAAGAACACCGUUUAACAAUUGAUCACAAGAGGAAUUACAUCAUGAGCUUCCUGCCAAAGAAGCCAAAGUCUGCAGAGAAAAAAGAAACAGUAUAUCCUAAAGACAGGAAAUGUGACAUAUGCAACAGAGUCUUCACCAAAUUGCAUUAUCCUAGACAUAUGUUUACUCAACACAAAAUCAAGAUAGAUACAGCGCGGUCAGGAACUAAAAAGGAAUGUCCAAUAUGUAAACAGUUCCUCCAUCCAUUAGCAUUGAACCGCCACAUCAAAUCAAAACAUAACACUGACCCAGGCCCAAUACCUAAAGUUAAAAUAGAAUGUCCAGUAUGUCACAAAAUGUUUUCUAAAGACUUCUACCCAUUGCACAUGCAAAAACAUGAAGAUGAAACCAAGAAUUUCAUUUGUGAUCAAUGUGGCAAGAAAUUCUUUUACAAAUCCACAUUUUACACUCAUCGUUUGGUUCAUUCAAAUGAGCUACCACACAAGUGUGACUACUGUCCAUACAAGGGACGUACCAAAGGGCUCCUCAAGACUCAUGUACGCACUCAUACUGGAGACUACCCGUACCAGUGUACACAGUGUGAUACCCGCUGUCUCACUAAAAGCAAUCUCAAUGCACAUUUACAACGUCAUAGAGGCCCAAUUGACUUCAUCUGCGAUACCUGUAACAGAGGGUUUUACACCAAAAUUCAGCUAGAGAGACACAUUUUGGUCAUUCACCUAGGCAUCAAAAACCAUAUCUGCAACUUGUGUGGCUUGGCAUUUGGAUAUCGACAUGGGCUUAUGAGUCACCAACUAAAUGUUCACAAACGGGCUAAGGGAGUUGGUAAAGCAAGAGCUGUGUAUUUGAGACUUGAGGAGCAAGGGUUGAAACUGUCACAACAGUCAGAACAAGAAAAUGUAAAUGUUACAGUCAACCCUCCGGAACAGACAACUUAAAUUAUGAUGUAUACAUAUAUAAGUAAUCCUUCUUGUACCUCCUCUCUUCCAAUGAACUCCACUAAGUGUCAACAUUUUUAAAAUUUAUUAUUAUAAUUCAUUAAGCAUCUGUUUAAAAAGCGAGUGCUGAUCAAAAAACCCGUCUGCCUUAAGACUAAUAAUUAUAUAAUUUAUAGUAUUUAAUCUAUUUUAUUGAUUAUAUUGAUGUACUAUUGUAAUUCAAUGUGAAUAAAAACUAUUUGAAUUUU
Pectinophora gossypiella (pink bollworm) is the source of this 2445-nucleotide messenger RNA. RefSeq names its product PR domain zinc finger protein 5-like. Gene Ontology annotation, cellular component: nucleus. The record is from RefSeq and is a predicted model, not a curated record. Lineage: Eukaryota; Metazoa; Arthropoda; Insecta; Lepidoptera; Gelechiidae. The transcript has a single exon. Gene Ontology annotation, molecular function: RNA polymerase II cis-regulatory region sequence-specific DNA binding; DNA-binding transcription factor activity; zinc ion binding. The coding region runs from base 173 to 2197 and encodes 674 amino acids. Gene Ontology annotation, biological process: regulation of transcription by RNA polymerase II.